This is a messenger RNA of Cataglyphis hispanica, 4719 nucleotides long. Its product is annotated as DNA-binding protein RFX7. Gene Ontology annotation, molecular function: RNA polymerase II cis-regulatory region sequence-specific DNA binding; DNA-binding transcription factor activity, RNA polymerase II-specific. Gene Ontology annotation, biological process: regulation of transcription by RNA polymerase II. Lineage: Eukaryota; Metazoa; Arthropoda; Insecta; Hymenoptera; Formicidae. The coding region runs from base 473 to 4168 and encodes 1231 amino acids. The record is from RefSeq and is a predicted model, not a curated record. The transcript is spliced from 7 exons.
UAGCUUCCGAUGUAUCCGUUCGAAUAUGAAGUUACAUAUUCUAUGGAGAUGGAAUAAGGACUCUGAUAUGCGAACUGAGAGUAACGGAGCACGAAUAGCCGAGUAGACGAUUCGUGGGCCCCAUCGUAACGGGUGUCGAUAUUCGUUGCUUCUGUCCGGUUUACUUUUGGUUGUCGGCAUCCUCGGCUCGAGCAUUUCUAAUGAUGUGGCCGCGACGCGCAGUGCCGUUAUGACAGAUCCGCAUGUCGCUGUAUAUCAUACGCGCUUCGGCGAGUCGUUUGACAGUCCUCUCCUCGCGCAAAGGCUUUAAAGUGGGAGCAAUGGCGCGCCGGGAUGCUAACGAGUAGCCCAGCUGACAACCGGACAAACAAAAUGGUAGCUCGCCGUGGUCGCGCACCGGCAGGUGAUACGUGAUUCCGCAUACGUGAGUUGGACGACCGAGGUGGGGGACUGGGAAGUUUUAGGCUACGAUAUGAGUACUGACAGUCAUGAUCGGACGAAAACAUCCUGCAAGACACCCGGGAGAUGCGACGAGGAGAAUACAUUCGAUGGUAAACGAAUUAAGAAGGAACGCGGUGACAUUUGUGCGGAGAAUGGUGACGCUGCCGUCGCCGCCACCUCCAUCGCCUGUUCCGCGACUCCUGUCACCACCGCCACCACCACCACCACCACCACCAACACUGCUAAUACUGUCGACAAAGGACAGCUACCGGCCGGCAGGGCCUUUACCACCAAUGGUUUUCACGGAGAUGGUGAUCCACUGCAAGACCUCGUCGCGACUAAAUUCGCGACGUUGGUUAAUCAUAGCACUUCUUCCAAACAGGACAAGAUUCGCAUUAUGAUAGAGGAUGGCAUUAGUGAAGAAUCCAGAGCACGUGUGGAUGAGAUCUUUUCUCAAGUGGAACGACUUAAAUUAGAGGAAAAGUUAUUGUUGUACCUGAAACUUCCAUUAUUGCUGACAAAUCAAGGUGGGACCAUUGAUCCACUGAGGCAGCCAUUGAACCCAUUAGGAAAUCGUUAUGAAAUUCAUCAAACUAUUAUGUGGAUUAAAACACAUUUGGAAGAAGAUCCUGAUGUAUCUUUACCGAAGCAAGAAGUUUAUGAUGAAUAUAACAUCUAUUGUAUCAGAAAUUCUAUGAAACCAUUAUCGACAGCUGAUUUUGGAAAAGUCAUGAAACAGGUAUAUCCACGAGUACGUCCUCGCAGAUUGGGCACACGAGGAAAUUCUCGUUACUGCUACGCGGGUAUGCGCAAACGAAUUAAAUUGGAUCCUCCGACACUGCCAAAGAUAUCUGGCCCUCAAACUGGAGAACAUUCAGAAGAAAACAUUACUGAGGAAAUGUUAGGCGCUGCAUCUACAUUGAUAAGAGAAUGGGCGGAAACCGUAUUAGGCUUGAAAUUUUCAAAUUUGAGUGCCUUAGCACGGCAUCUUGUUGAUAAUUUUCGUGUUGAUACUCGGUCUUUGGCUGCUGUUUGUAUUUUAUCCACUUCAGACGAGCAUAAUGCUUUAAGUGAUAAACAGGCAAUUUCGGAUCUACCAACAAUACCUGUGAGUGUUAAACCUGCUAAACUCCGAGAAGCUCAAUUACAAUUGCAACGCAAGCUUCAGCAACGGGAGCAUAUAAAAGAUCAGAAACGUCGUCAUCUUGACGUUACCAUACAGAAUAAAGAAAAAGUCAUUGAAGGUAAAGGAAAUUUUAAUAGAGGAUACAAAAAAGCCAAGUCUAAUCAAUCACCUCAAGGUACAAAUACAGCAACGACAACAGUGAUUGGACAGAAUUCAUUGGCAAAAUUGAACGUGUCUGCUGUAGCCUACAACCGGCAAAAAAGGGUAUCAAAAACCUGCAAUCAACAGCAGCAACAAUCCUGCAAUGUUUCCGAAGAAUCUAACUGUGAUAAUCUAGUAGUAUCGCGCGAAGAUAAACAGAGUAAUAGCAACCCUAGAAUAAUGAUGAGUGUGCAACGCGAUAUCAAAAGUAAAAAUUCCAGGAAACGUGCCAAUAAUCCAAUUGUAACACAGCAGGAGUCCAGCCCUGAGAAACAGACGAAACUUGCAGAAGAGAGUUCGAAGCAUUCCAACGUCUUGUUACCCAAGCUAGCAUCUAUCCAACGUGCCGGUAAGAUAUCAGUGAUACUAGCUAGCAAUUCAAAAUCUGUCAAGUGCAAAGCGGUAGAGGCUGCGGACAGUCAGCUCGCUAAAAACUGUGAUAUUGAUUCGUCGAGAUGUUCCGCCAUCGGUGCAGUGGAAACAACCUCAGGACUUCUCACGAAGGAUCAGAUCCGCCUCUUGCAGGAUACGCCGGUUUUCAAAAAUGAAAAGGUUCGAGACAUCGAUACCGAUGCCUUGGACGAUUAUUUAAAUGGUGGAAACAAUUCGCAGGAGCAAGAGGAAGAGUUGCUGCAGUACUUUCAACAGAGCAGCUCGUCUAGCUCUGAUGUGGAAACCAGCGUCAUUGGUUCUGAUGCCGAACAGAUUUCUCGAUCGGACAAAGUGUCACAAUUACGAUUGAUAUUACAACAGAAUUUAAAGGCGUCUACUAUUGCCGCUGAUCUAGCGCCUGCAACUAUCGUUCGGCAAACCGUUGCCACGGAAAAACGGGACUCCUCGCAGAAAAACAACAAUCUCAUUCUUUCGACUCUUUUAAAUCAUAAUCCAAGCAAUACUCGUCGUCGCGUUAGCUUUGAAACGAAUGUCGUUGAACAUGUUCAAGAGACAGCAACACAGAGUGUGGCCAAUACUGUACCACAGAGUCCGAAUACGCGGCGUAGGAUAUUCAAUUUCACUCCCAUCUCGCCCGGACCGCAUUCUCCGAUUAAUGGUCGGGCGUCCAAGUCAAAUUCAGCGAAUGCCAGUCCAUUCGUAUCACCGCGUAAUACCCCAGUGCCAAGAUCUCGCAGUAAUUUGCAAGCUGUCAGUUCUAGAACGCGCGGCCAAAAAACGCUCUCUCGCUCCAUCUCGUGCAAUGUGCCGUAUACCAUCAAGACGACAGACACCUUUAUCGUACCGACAUCAAGUGGAGCGGAACCCACGCGACAUGUGCUGACAAUUGCAACGACCAAUUCGUCCGAGGUGGGACAGAAAGUCGUUCUAAAAGGAUCGCCGUGCACUGCAUUUUUUGAUUUAACACCGCAGAAACAAUUACUGAUCAAUUAUCCGAGCCAAGAGAAUCUACAAGAGAUCAAGAAUGUAUAUCAAAAAGGCCAGCCUCCCCCGCCUGAUCAGGAAAUCACAGAGCUUCUUCAUGCUAGCAGACAUUUGAGCAAUGAACAAUUAUUUUACAGAUCACAAUCGGUACCAUUGCAUAGGAUGGUGAAUCCUAUGCAAUCCCCAAUCUCGACACAACAUAGCCUAUCGAUUGUGCAAAGUCAAAGCUUCAAUCCGUCAACGAGCAGUUCCGUUGCGCCUACCCCAGUACCGAGCGAAUAUAACGAUUUCGUUCCUUCCAUCGGACAAGAAAGCACGUACUUAUUGGAUGAUGCAAACUUUAUGUCAGACGACCAGCAAUUUUUAAUGACAGAUAAAGGAAUCACAUCUGAAAACAUUAAUAAUAUUUUUACAAUUCUGGAUGAGGAAGGUCAGCCGAAUUUACAAAUGUUGCCUGAACAGACUACAGAAGAGACAUUGAACAAUGCGAUCAAUCUUGCUUUACCAAAUACCAAUCUAAAUCUAUCGGAGGAAGAUAUGCUAGAUCCAUCAAGUAUUCUCAAUGAUGCUGGUAGUGCAUUACAAAAAAUAAUUCAAUCACGUUCAUAUCCUAAUACGCCAUUGCCGGCGCCGGUGUCAGCAUAUACGCCAUCAUAUAUCGAGGAUAGCAAUGGUUCUAGAUCAUAUCCAUCGACGCCUCUGCAUACAGUAUCACAAGAGGUGUACCAGGAUCCAGGCGAGCCGAUACUUUCCAGUCCUAUUCUUAAUUCUCUCAGUUUACAAAGCGACACUAUAAAUGUUGCUACUGUCACCGGCGCCACUACCGGCACUGAUGUCGACACUGCCGCAACUACUUCUUCCAAUAAUCUGUGUAGAAACGUUGCUGACUUUUUGGAAGCUAGUUUUCUUGGAGAAACGGAUACAGAGACAGAUGAUCUGGAUCCUCUCGGUAAUUUUGAUGGCCUGCAAGAUAUGGAUUCGUUGACACCACUGUUUAACGAAGUCACGGAGCCUAAUCACUGAAACUGUUUCUUUGAUCUAUCGUAAUAUUGCAUUUGCACAGGGAGAAGUGUAAUAAACAAUAGACUGUUUGGAUCCGGUGGUUCUCAAUUGUAUUAUUUUAUAGACCAUUUUAGAGUAAAUGAAAGAAGAUUACAAGCAAGAUGUAUGAGUAAAUUUUAGUAAAUAAUUAAGAUAUUAUUCAAUUUUAAGAUGUAGGAUACUUCGAAUUUUCUGUAUCUACUGCGAUAUGUAAUUUGAUCAUACGACAGUUACAAAUAUUUUAAUUAUUUUUUACUACAAAUUUUUAUGUAUAUAGAUUUCUUAUAGAAGAAAUUAUUUCAGCUUAUAGUAAAUUAUAUUUUAACAUACAAUUUACUAUUCAGGCUGUAUCGACGACUGUUUAAUCUUUAUCGCAAUAAAAAUAGUAUUGAAAUGUUCGAACUUUCCGAAACUUCGAAAAACUCGCGAGAUUUUUUUAAAUAUAUGUUUAUAAAUUAUUAAAGAUUAUAUACAUCAUUUUAAGUAUAUAUAUGACAUAUAUAUAUAAUUAAAGAAAAAUGUUUGUGUUUUCU